AUGUCGACUCAAACUACCCACCAUGUAUCUUCUACCGACACGGGUCUUCUCCUGCAAUUUCUUGGAAUUCUGAGCAUCUUGUUUGCCAUCAUAACGAUCUUUGACCCGCAAUGGUGGCUACUGGCCACCCUGCCACUGACACUCAUCGGACUGACACUCCUGCUUCUUCCACGUAGACCRGGGUUCCAGAAGCUCAUAGAAGCCCUUGACCCAGCAUACCGAAGAAGGCUGUGCGUUCGGGACCCAAUCGGCGGGAAAGGAAAUCGGAGAUGA
This is a messenger RNA of Ramularia collo-cygni, 273 nucleotides long. RefSeq lists its product as uncharacterized. The coding region runs from base 1 to 273 and encodes 90 amino acids. The transcript is spliced from 2 exons. The record is from RefSeq and is a predicted model, not a curated record. NCBI's taxonomy places the organism in Eukaryota, Fungi, Ascomycota, Dothideomycetes, Mycosphaerellales, Mycosphaerellaceae.